This is a messenger RNA of Solenopsis invicta (red fire ant), 1504 nucleotides long. RefSeq names its product 39S ribosomal protein L38, mitochondrial (gene mRpL38). Gene Ontology annotation, cellular component: mitochondrial large ribosomal subunit. Bases 128 to 1336 code for a protein of 402 amino acids. The record is from RefSeq and is a predicted model, not a curated record. The transcript has 2 exons. Lineage: Eukaryota; Metazoa; Arthropoda; Insecta; Hymenoptera; Formicidae.
UCUGCUUCAUCUUUUCUAACCUGCCGCUUCGGUCCAACAUAACCUUCGUCGGCGCUGAUAAAUAACAGAAUGUAUUGCUGAGUGUUUUGUCCGAGUCAAGCACGAGUGUACAUAUGUUUGUCGCGACAUGUCUGUCAAGCUCUUACGUUAUCUCGCCAGUGAUCUUCUUAUUCCGCGCGGUCAGCAUGUCCGUCACGGCCACCGGUUGCGGGGGAAACCACCAACGCUCGCCCGUAACUUGCGGCAGCGCCUCGAGGAGCUCAACCGUAAAGACCCGACAUUGCAUUUCAAGGUGAACAUCGGCUUCCCGGUGACCACCGUCUCCAGGCGCUCGCUAACGAGUGUCUGGGCGAACGAGAUCGUGGCACGCAAGAACAACACCGAGCUGGAGAGAUUGUCGCGCAACAAGAAGCUUUUGGUGGAUCUGCAGACGGUGAGAGAAGACUGGUUGCGAAUCGAUGGAAUCUCUCACGUUCACAGACUAGCGCAGCACUAUGGCAUUUAUAACAAUCUGUAUCGAGACGCCUACUUUAUGCCGACAGUCCCGUUGAACGUGAGCUACGAGCUACCUGACGACAAACUGGUAAGGGUGUACACCGGUAACGUGAUCAAGCCGAGUGAAGCUUCCAAGACGCCUGACGUCACGUACGACGCGGAGGAUGGGUCACUGUGGACCUUGAUAAUGAGCACGCCCGACGGUAACUUGACUAGCCGCUACAACGAGUACUGUCACUGGCUCGUCGGCAAUAUUCCUGAAAAUAAUUUGAAGAAGGGAGAGGAACUGAUGGAUUAUCUGCAACCAAUAGCACCGUACGGCAUCGGCUACUGCAGAUACAUCUUCGUUCUUUACAAACAGGAGCAUCGCAUAGAUUUCUCAGAGUACAAAAAAGCCAAACCCUGCUUGAAUCUGGAGGAGCGUAACUGGAGAACGCUGGAAUUUUACAGGAAGUAUCAGGAUCAACUGACACCCGCCGGUUUAGCAUUCUUCCAGUCGGACUGGGAACCAUCGCUCAAGGAAUUUUAUUACAAUACGUUAAAAAUGGAAGUACCAAUAUUCCGAUACAAUUUCCCUGAACCAUACAUAAAGAAACAAACAUGGUUUCCCAAGAAGGAACCCUUCAAUAUUUAUCUAGACAAAUAUCGUGAUCCCAAAGAAAUAAGAAAAGAGUUUUUGUUAAGGAAGUUGAAGAAGGUUCAUCCCUUCAAUGGGCCAGAGCCACCAAGGAAAUUCCCAUUGGCUCAUCCCUACGAUAAGUACAUACCUUCCUGGCUGAAAUUCGAGAUGAUAAAGAAGAGGCUGGGAUACGGUCGCGUUAACGACCUUAAUGAAUACUAGAUUAAAUACUAAUUGAUAAGUGUGCCUCUAGAAUCUGCCUGCUGUGAUAUUUGAUGUCUGCCCGUGUCGGAACAGUGACGUCGAUCAUUUCGUGUUCGACGAAUAACCCUGUAAAAUCAAACGGCUUGUGUAGAGAGAGUCGAUAAAAUUAUUUAUAGACCAAAAAAA